UAGUUGAAGUGCAGUCGCCUGGUUACAUCUGAGGACUGAUCUUAGAUCCCUUUUCUGCUAAUGAACGGGCUUCUUUGAGUUUGUGAACCGCCGCUGAAGUCGACUGAGAGUUAAGUGUCAGAUAUGGCUCCAAAAAAGGCAAAGGGAGACGCUGUUCCAAAGCCGCCACCGCUGAUUGGAAGGUUUGGCACCUCACUCAAAAUAGGAAUUGUUGGCCUGCCCAAUGUUGGGAAGUCGACCUUUUUCAACGUGCUGACAAAGAGCCAGGCUGCAGCUGAAAAUUUCCCCUUCUGCACCAUUGACCCAAAUGAAAGCAGAGUGCCCAUUCCAGACGAACGCUAUGAUUUCCUCUGCCAAUUCCACAAACCUGCCAGCAAAGUCCCAGCAUUCCUGAAUGUUGUUGACAUCGCUGGCUUGGUGAAAGGUGCUCAUGCCGGCCAAGGACUGGGAAAUGCCUUCCUGUCCCACAUCAGUGCCUGUGACAGCAUCUUCCACAUGACACGUGCUUUCGAGGAUGAGGAUAUCAUCCAUGUUGAGGGAACAGUGGACCCGGUGAGGGAUAUGGAGAUCAUCCACGAGGAGCUGAGGCUGAAGGAUGAAGAGAUGAUCAUCCCCAUUAUUGACAAGCUGGAGAAGACAGCCAUUAGAGGCGGUGACAAGAAACUCAAACCAGAAUAUGACAUUAUGUGCAAAAUAAAGAGCUGGGUACUGGAUGAAAAGAAAAACAUCCGCUACUAUCACGAAUGGAACGAUAAGGAGAUUGAAGUGUUGAACAAAUACUUGUUUUUGACGUCCAAACCAAUGAUCUACCUCGUUAAUCUCUCGGAGAAAGACUACAUAAGGAGAAAGAACAAAUGGUUGGUGAAAAUCAAGGAGUGGGUGGACAGUCACGACCCGGGAGCCUUGGUCAUCCCCUUCAGCGGGAACCUGGAGAGCCAGCUGCAGGACAGGAGUGAGGAGGAGAGCCAGAAGUACUGCACGGAGCACAAGACGCAGAGCGUGCUGAGCAAGAUCAUCAAGGCAGGCUACGCUGCCCUGCAGCUGGAGUACUUCUUCACCGCUGGUCCAGAUGAGGUCCGUGCCUGGACCAUUCGGAAAGGAACUAAGGCUCCGCAGGCUGCGGGGAAGAUCCACACAGACUUCGAGAAGGGCUUCAUUAUGGCAGAAGUAAUGAAAUUCCAGGAUUUUAAAGAAGAAGGCAGCGAGAACGCUGCCAAGUCUGCUGGGAAAUACAGACAACAGGGACGGAACUACAUUGUUGAAGAUGGAGACAUCAUCUUCUUCAAAUUCAACGCACCAAACGCGCCAAAGAAGAAAUGACUCAAUAAGAAUGAUAUGUUUCUUUACAUAACUGACUUUUCUGUCCUUUUUUCUGUUGUUGUUGUUGUUGUUGUUACUUGGGGCAGAUACACAGAUACAUUUUUCAACUCUGUUUUCCAUCCUUUAAGAUCAAGUCCCACCUCACGUGCCGAAGCCCAGGCUCAGUGGACUCUGUGACAGUUGAGCUUAUUUAAGAUCAGGACUGCCCCCCACUCCAAAUUGUAGCAGCAUUUGAAGGAGCAUAUUACUCUCCAGAUACUUCAUUAAUCUCCAUCACGGGUGCCAACACUGACACAGCUGACAGUGGGGACAAUGCCACCUGCUCCUCUCCCCCUUCUGCAGAUAAUGCAUGUUUUACAGUAGGCCAGAUGUCUACACUCAAUAAAACAUUUGACCAAAAAAAAACCCCGUCUGUGUGUGUUUUGGGAUGUCUGUAUUGAGUGGGAGGCUGUAUGGCGAUGGUGAUAGCGGUCCUGCCGACCACUGAUUAGAGAAUUAAAAGACAUAUCUGACACUGACUGUAGCAUAAAGGGGGACGGUUAUAAUUAAAUAAGUGAUGCUGAUUUUGGAAGGGUGUUU
Messenger RNA from Cololabis saira (Pacific saury), 1899 nucleotides. RefSeq names its product obg-like ATPase 1. NCBI's taxonomy places the organism in Eukaryota, Metazoa, Chordata, Actinopteri, Beloniformes, Belonidae. Gene Ontology annotation, molecular function: ATP hydrolysis activity; GTP binding; ATP binding. The record is from RefSeq and is a predicted model, not a curated record. The transcript has 11 exons. Bases 124 to 1320 code for a protein of 398 amino acids. Gene Ontology annotation, cellular component: cytoplasm.